Molecule: messenger RNA, 1341 nt
Organism: Saprolegnia diclina VS20
Lineage: Eukaryota; Oomycota; Saprolegniomycetes; Saprolegniales; Saprolegniaceae
Exons: 3
Coding region: 1-1341 (446 amino acids)
Source: RefSeq, a predicted model, not a curated record
AUGGCCGUCGUCCACGCCGGCGUCUUAAGCAACAUCGUGCAGUACGUUAGCUCGAGCCACGACGUGCUCUCGCUGCUCGACGCGCUGCCGCGGGAUGCGCUCGACACGCCACUACGCACGCUCCAGACGCUCGUGUCGCCCCCCGUGGCCGCGCCAUGGCCACACCUCUGCGUGGAUGAUUUGGAUUGUCAACACACGUUGACGCUGCUCGCAGCGCUAUCGACCUUUUGCUCGGUGUCCAUUGAGAAUCUUUACAAGCUAACCGAAGUGCUUCGGGACGCGAGUAGCGAGCCCGAGAGCGACGCUCUGUGCGCCGCAACCAUCGAUUUUGCCAGGAAAUGGGGCCACAAGGUCACGCACAUUGCUGCGUGGUGGUGGCCGGAAGAAUAUACGGCCGAUACGAUCGCGACCAUUAUUCGACAUUGCACGGGCCUGAACUCGAUCACCCACGCCAAGCGCAUUGUCUAUGCCUCGUCGAUUCUCCAAGACGUGUACGACUGCGGCGACUGGCGACAUGUCUUUGGCGAUUGGCUCGCAUCGGCGCAUGCGACCGAGCUCCGUCUUGACAACAUCAUGUGCGAGGACAGCGUUGGCUUUGCACGAGCGAUCGCUGCCGCGACGUCACUCACGAGCCUCAAGCUUACCAACGCACCUGUCUUGCUACAAGGGCUCGUCGAGGCUGGUGUCGUGCUCCAGUACAUUACACAGCUCCGUCUCGUCGUCGACCAUAGCGACAGCAUUUUUGCCGACGCGCUAGUCUCCAAUGGGGUCAAUCUCCCGGCUCUUCGCGUUCUCAAGCUCCGAUCCGAAGACGACGCCGACAUGACGUUCGUUCUGCGGCUAUUGCCGUAUCUCGUCGCGCUGGAAAGGCGCCGGCGCCGCGGUACAUGCGACGAAGACGAUGACGUGUGUCUGGAUCUCUUUGCGUGGGCCGAGCGCUCGCCGUGUCUCGAGGUUGUCAACGUCGACGCCAUCGACGUGGUGUGGCGCAAGCCCGUGCUCUUUGGCCGCCAACUGCGUCGAUGGAUCCAAAGCGGCGUCGAUCGCGUGUCCCUGGAAGACUGCGACGUGGACGACAUGAGCAUCACUGCCAUUGCCGGUAGCCUCUGUGACGCGCGUCGGUCGCGGCCGUUUGUGCUCUACUUCCGUGGCAAACCGCUGCGCCUCAGGUGGUACUACAUGCUUAUUGAGGCACUGGCAACCAGCACUGGUGUCAGCAUUGAAGGCAACGAUUUCAGUCACGCCGACGACCGCCAUGAUAUGGAAAAUUGGGCGACACGAUUCGACUUGCGACUUCAUCGCGGUGGGCACAAUCGAUUUACUAUCCAUAGUCCCGUAUAA